AUGAUCAGCAGAGCCAUAUGUCCCGUUGCCUGCAUGGGACGCCUGACAAUCAGCAGAGACAUGCAUUUUCACCUCCAUUGCUUGCCUUUCGUUUGGGUGCUGGACGACACUCAGCCUCUUGACCGGCUGCUUAUGCCGGAGAAGAUAACGACGUUCGAAAGGAGAGAAGACGCCCCGGUUUUGUUCAAGAAUCAAGAACUGAAUACCGAGGCUCAAGACCCUCUUGUUCAAGAAUCAAGAACUGAAUACCAAGGCUCAAGACCCUCUCGAAAGAACCAAAGACAUAUUCUGAGGACCGAACGAUGGACGCGGGGACCGGGACUAGAAGGAACAGGCUGGCAGAGGACAUGUAUGGAUGGCAAGGGAAUAGAACGCGUUGACAAAGAGCUCUGUGGUGCAGUGCGACAAGACUCAACAGUUGGGAUCCUGGAAAAUUGGUUGACUGCUGGCAAGGAAACGAUGCCGUUCGAUUCCGAGGCUAUGCCAAUGAAAGCAUAUCGUCCAGGAUGGAGGUUGAAAACUAUGGAUGGCUAA
Messenger RNA from Laetiporus sulphureus 93-53, 534 nucleotides. RefSeq lists its product as uncharacterized. NCBI's taxonomy places the organism in Eukaryota, Fungi, Basidiomycota, Agaricomycetes, Polyporales, Laetiporaceae. The coding region runs from base 1 to 534 and encodes 177 amino acids. The record is from RefSeq and is a predicted model, not a curated record. The transcript is spliced from 5 exons.